GAGGGAGCAGGAGGAGAGAACUCCUCACACACUGUUAUCACGCGCGUCGGGCUGCAGGAGAGGUACAGUACAGUUGUCAGAGGGAGGAUUCGGGCUUUCCCGUUACCGGAGCAGCAUGACCUUAACGGCUGUUCGUGGCUCGUCAACCGUGGUGAUCACGCAGAGGACAGAGGAUUGACAGACAGGCGCUCAGGGUGAAGACACCACAGAAAGUUCGGGUUUGUGUGUCGGUGACCGUGUAAAAACAUGAGCACAUCGCUUACGCAUGCGUCCUGACUUGUCGAGAGACUUCUCUUACGGGUGAUUACAAACGCCCUCUGCCUGCAGGGUGAUGGGCUGCAGGCUUCCUAAGCUGCGGAGGGAGGGGGAGGAGAGGAGUCCCGGGAAGAUUUUUUCAACCCUCCGACGGCCACAGGUGGAGACCAAGGUGGGCGUGGCCUACACCUACCACUUCCUGGACUUCCUGCUGGGGAAAGAAGAGGUGUCUGUGUCGUCAGUACUGUGUCUGUCGUCAGUGAGAGAGUUACCAGUCCAGGUGAGGGAGCUGUAUGGUCAGGGCUUUGUCCUGGUGGCCGUCCAUCCCUUCGUCCACCCCUGUGGCCCCAGACCCGCACGCGUCCAACGCCAGCUACACAGAGCUGUCCUCAUCAGAGAGACACACAGUUCAGAGAAGUCCCAGCUGAUGUGGGCAGGCCGUCGCCUGGAGACAGACGUGUGUGUGGCGGGUCAACAGGCCCCCGACCCGGAUGUCAUCCAGAACUACGUGAAGAAGAUCCAGGAUGCGGCAGAGCAGGGUGUUCUGUUUGUGGGCUUCCUGCAGCAGCCUGGUGGGGGACCCUGUUUCCUGGGGCACAUAGACCCUGAAGACCUGUCCUCCCUGCACUCCAGCCCCUCCCCCAUACGCAGACACCCCACCAGUACCACUAUCAGCACUACGGCCAGCCCCUCAGAACCCACUAUACCAGACCUCAUCCCUACAGAGUCUACGGAACCCCAUCAGAACCUCUUAGAACCAGAACACGACCGGAACACAGAACUGAAGACACCAGAAUACAAGUCGGUAGAACUCAGAACAAUUGAACAGAUUCCUACGGAUACCAGUCAGGUGGAACUGGACUUGUGCUCAACAGAACUGGUAGAGAACACACAGGACUCUACUGAAGUAGAAUCAACAGACAGGGAACACAAUCAGACAGGGAACACAGUCAGAAUACCCUCAAUAGAGGAUCAACCAAACCAUAGUCCAGAUGACGCAGCAGACCCACCAGAGAGACUGCAGAGUCCCAGCCCAAUAGAUCCAGCCUGUGACCACCACAACCAUGUCCCAACUGAACUCAGUAGCGACCAGGAUCAAUUACAGUCCUGCAACCCAAUAGAGACCACAUGUAUAAAGAGACAACAGAAUGAAAGCCAAGUAGACUUCAUCAGGACUCUAAUACCAAACUUCAGCCCAGCAGAGUUAACACAUGGACUUGGUGGUCCAGACGCAGACAGACGGCACCAGGGAGACAGACAGAGUCCAAGCCCUCAGGCACAGAACCAGAGACUGAUACCAAAACAGGACCAUGGCACAGACAACCUGGUCCAGUCACCAGAACUAGACAACGGCAACCGCGGGUCAGAAUCCUGGACUGAGAGGGGGUGCAACCAUGGAAACAGGGGUACGGGGGGUGACCUGGAUAAGUAUCAGAGAAGCAGCGGAGUCCCGCCCCACAACAACAACAAUCACAUUCGGGUCAAGAGUCCAGACAGAGAUCAGAAGGCUGUGGGGUCUCCACCAGCACAGAGAAGAGGGCAGCUGUUUGCCCUGUACAACCACACAGGGGAGCUGUCCAGCUCUCUGAGGUUCUACUCCUUCAGGGUUCCACUGGGGCUGCAGAGAGAGGCGGGGCUAGUGACAGAGGUCAAUGCCCACUGGCUAGAUCACAUGACCCAGCAUUUCAUCAGUGGAGCUCGCCUUAUCGACGGUUUCUUUCACCUUGGAGACGACAAUGGCAGCGGGGUCUCCUCUGUGGACAUUGUGUUCAUCUUUCAGAGCUCCUCAGAAGAAACGCCACCCACUUCAUACGACGCCAUCGUGGUGGAGCAGUGGACCAUUGUCGAUAGUGUAGUGGUAAGGACGGACUACAUUCCCUUGCUCCAGUCUCUGGCUCCCUAUGGCUGGAGACUGAUGUGUGUUCUGCCUACUCCCAUCGUUAAGACCAACAGUGAUGGCAGCUUGUCCACUAAGCAGAUCCUCUUCCUCCAGAGACCUAUCCUGCAACGCAAAAGAAAAGACUUCAAGAAGUUGAACCUCAGGGGUCGGAACAAGGCGAAGAAAAACUCUGCCGGAGAAAUGUUGAAAGAGGAGAGAAAGAACAUGUCCCCAGUGAUGGAGAGAGGGAUGGAUGAACAGAAGAGGAACACGGAAGAGGAGGAGAGCAAAGCGAGAAGAAACUGGGACAACAACAGAAAUGAGAAAGGGAGCACCGUAGAGAGAGGAAGACUCAAGAGAGAAGAGGAGGAGAUAGAGUGUGAGACAGAAUCUCAAGAAGACUUCCCGCAGAGUACAGAGGGUGUGGCCACAGACUUCAACCAGGAAGUAGAGUGGGAGAAUGGCAAAGUCCCAUUGGCCAGACAGGAGAAGGCUGUUAGGUUUGCGGAUGUCAAUCAGAAGAAUGAUGAAGUGAAGUCAGAGGAAAUCACACAGCAGCUGAGUGAAAGAGCGCUGUUUUCUGGAGUAUGUUAAUUAAGAACUGACAGAUAGAAUCCGUGCACAACAAAGUGUCAGAGGAGUAAUGCUGGGGUGUAUUCAUUAUGAGGAUUCUGUUGCAAAACAUUUAAUCUGUUGCUAAACAUCUUGCAAUUGUUUGCUCCAAACGGAAAAUGUUUUGCAACUGAGUUUCUAUUGGACAAAAUCAGGUAGGUCCCUCCCCAUUUCAUUCCACUUGCUCAGUUUGCUUCCGUUUGGUUCUUAAACGGUUUCCGUUAAAGGACGUAAUGAAUGCCCCCAUGAUCUAGGUUCAGUUCUAUCUCCUAAAUCAUAAUGAAUAAGCAGGGGUAACUGAUUCUAGAUCAGCACUCCUACUGUGAGACACUUUGUGAAUACAGGCCCUGGCCUGGUUUCAAAUAGUAUUUGAGUUUGCAUGGUGCAUUGCCUGGAUGGAACCAAUGGACUAUUUCCAAACCCAGCCCACAUGACACUCUAGGCAGGCCCAGCCCACAUGACACUCUAGGCAGGCUUGCACAAGUUGUAACAUUUCAAACUAUUUAGUCCCAGGACCGGAAGUAAUACAUAUACAGUAUAACAGAAGAUGAAGAACUGUGUGUAUAUUCUAAGAACUAGUAGCUCAUCGAUGGAAACCAAGGAACUUACCAGUAUGGUGAUUUAGUUUAGCCUUUAUAUUCCUGUUAUUGUCAUAUAUAGAUUUCCAUAUGGAUCUGUGUAUGUUCAUAUGGACUGCUUCCAACAUGUAACGACUUCAAUCAGCCUUCAAGGCACACAUUUGACCUGUUGCCUCAGAUGUUGUCAUGUGGAGUAGGGUGAAGUUGCCCCUAGACACUGAUAUUGGGUCAGUUUAACAUUUCCUCCACCAAUGGUUAAGAUUAGGAUUGGGGCAGGGAAUCUGAUCCUAGAUCUGUACCUAUGGCAAACCUCACCCCAGAGUGUUGUAAUGUACUAGCGUAUUAGGCAUUAAUAUACAGUGGGGCAAAAAAGUAUUUAGUCAGCCACCAAUUAUGCAAGUUCUCCCACUUAAAAGAUGAGAGAGGCCUGUAAUUUUCAUCAUAGGUACACUUCAACUAUGACAGACAAAAUUAGGGGGAAAAAUCCAGAAAAUCACAUUGUAGGAUUUUUAAUGAAUUUAUUUGCAAAUUAUGGUGGAAAAUAAGUAUUUGGUCACCUACAAACAAGCAAGAUUUCUGGCUCUCUGUAACUUCUUAUUUAAGAGGUUCCUCUGUCCUCCACUCGUUACCUGUAUUAAUGGCACCUGUUUGAACUUGUCAUCAGUAUAAAAGACACCUGUCCACAACCUCAAACAGUCACACUCCAAACUCCACUAUGGCCAAGACCAAAGAGAUGUCAAAGGACACCAGAAACAAAAUUGUAGACCUGCACCAGGCUGGGAAGACUGAAUCUGCAAUAGAUAAUCUCCCUCAAUCUGGGGCUCCAUGCAAGAUCUCACCCUGUGGGGUCAAAAUGAUCACAAGAACGGUGAGUAAAAAUCCCAGAACCACACUGUAAUAUUUGUGUUGUGGAGAAAUGACCAGGCAGGAGACGGGAGUACAGUUAGUUGUCGUUUAGUCAAAAACCCCUUGUGCUCUACAGUUCGCGGCAUUCCAGUGCGCAUGUGCAUUUCCUAUUAGGUGUAGUAACGUAACACUGCCGUAAUGCAUUACUGCUUAGUAACAGCACAGUAACUAAUAUAAACAGAUGUAGAUCCCAGAUACUACACACACGGGGGGACCUAGUGAAUGACCUGCAGAGAGCUGGGACCAAAGUAACAAAGCCUACCAUCAGUAACACACUACGCCGCCAGGGACUCAAAUCCUGCAGUGCCAGACGUGUCCCCCUGCUUAAGCCAGUACAUGUCCAAGCCCGUCUGAAGUUUGCUAGAGAGCAUUUGGAUGAUCCAGAAGAAGAUUGGGAGAAUGUCAUAUGGUCAGAUGAAACCAAAAUAUAACAUUUUGGUAAAAACUCAACUCGUCGUGUUUGGAGAACAACGAAUGCUGAGUUGCAUCCAAAGAACACCAUACCUACUGUGAAGCAUGGGGGUGGAAAUAUCAUGCUUUGGGGCUGUUUUUCUGCAAAGGGACCAGGACGACUGAUCCGUGGAAAGGAAAGAAUGAAUGGGGCCAUGUAUCAUGAGAUUUUGAGUGAAAACCUCCUUCCAUCAGCAAGGGCAUUGAAGAUGAAAUGUGGCUGGGUCUUUCAGCAUGACAAUGAUCCUAAACACACCGCCCGGGCAACGAAGGAGUGGCUUCGUAAGAAGCAUUUCAAGGUCCUGGAGUGGCCUAGUCAGUCUUCAGAUCUCAACCCCAUAGAAAAUCUUUGGAGGGAGCUGAAAGUCUGUGUUGCCCAGCAACAGCCCCAAAACAUCACUGCUCUAGAGGAGAUCUGCAUGGAGGAAUGGGCCAAAAUACCAACAACAGUGUGUGAAAACCUUGUGAAGACUUACAGAAAACGUUUGACCUCUGUCAUUGCCAACAAAGGCUAUAUAACAAAGUAAACUUUUGUUAUUGACCAAAUACUUAUUUUCCACCAUAAUUUGCAAAUAAAUUCAUUAAAAAUCCUACAAUGUGAUUUUCUGGAUUUUCUUUUCUCAUUUUGUCUGUCAUAGUUGAAGUGUACCUAUGAUGAAAAUUACAGGCCUCUCUCAUCUUUUUAAGUGGCACAAUUGGUGGCUGACUAAAUACUUUUUUGCCCCACUGUAUGGACGUGCAUUUGUACAGUUCUUAUGCAUCUGCUUUUGUCCAGUGUCAUUGGUUCAUGUAAUGGCCAAUGAGAAUGUGCACAUAAUGUAGGUCAGGAUUUUGAGGUAAGAGCCUUAAUUGCCAUGGUAACAUCAAUGUUUUUCUCCUAACUAUGGAUCGCUGUUUAUAGAUCUAUAUGUAUCAAAGAAUACUGUACAUUUGAGUAGAUACUCUACUUCUCUAUUUAACCCAUUAUAGCCAAGGUCUAUGGCCCUGAGUGAAUACUUAAUCUGCAUAUCAUGAUUGGAUAGGUGUCAUGGUUCCACUGCAUAGCGUUCACCUAUCAUGUUGUGUCAGGUCAGUGAUUAUACUUUACGGAGUACGUUUUAGGAAUAUUUGUACGCCGUAGUCCCCUUCCUGCUCUGUAAGUGUGUUGUGUGAGUGGUGUGGUAAGCAAGUCUUUGGUAGUUUCCCAAUUGGAAACAUAUUCCCAUAGGGCUGGUCAAAAGCAGUACACUAUGUAGGGAAUAGGGUGCUAUUUGGGAUUUAACCUCCUGACAGACAAACAGGAGGAAUAAACAGUUCUCAAAACAA
Oncorhynchus nerka (sockeye salmon) is the source of this 5985-nucleotide messenger RNA. RefSeq names its product raftlin-like. The coding region runs from base 332 to 2728 and encodes 798 amino acids. The record is from RefSeq and is a predicted model, not a curated record. The transcript is spliced from 10 exons. NCBI's taxonomy places the organism in Eukaryota, Metazoa, Chordata, Actinopteri, Salmoniformes, Salmonidae.